Blepharisma stoltei is the source of this 1160-nucleotide messenger RNA. Lineage: Eukaryota; Ciliophora; Heterotrichea; Heterotrichida; Blepharismidae. The record is from the annotation of a GenBank genome assembly.
AUGAUUCUAAUUUAUUUGCUACUUUUCGCUCUUUCUAAGGCAAGUAGUGACUAUUAUGCCGUCUUAGGAGUUCCAGAAGAUGCAGAUGAUAAAGAAAUCCAAAAGGCAUUCAGGAAACUCAGCAAGUACCACCCGGAUAGAAAUCCUGGGGACAAAGAAACCCAUGCGAAAUACAUCGAGAUCACAAAAGCAUACGAGGUUUUAUCAGACCCAGACAAAAGGCAAAUCUAUGAUAUUUACGGAGAAAUGGGAAUAAACGACCCAGAGCGAUUCAACAAGAAGCGUGGAAAUACUUCUAGAUUCAACAUAGAAGUCGAUUUGGCAGAUGUUUAUAGUGGAGCUACCAAAGAAAUCACUAUAAAAAGAAACGAAAUCUGCAAAAAAUGCAAAGGGACUGGAGCCAAAGACAAGAAAAUCGCCUUAUGCAGCGUUUGUGGUGGAAGAGGAACAAGGACUACCCAGCCAAAUGGAGGGAUGCGAAUUCCAUGCGAGAGGUGUGGAAUGCGUGGAUAUGUAACUUUUAUAUAGUUUAUUUCUGAAAAAUGCCAAGCUUGUAAAGGCCAGAAAGUAGUAUCAGGGAUGAAAACUUUUACUGUAGAAGUUGAGCCAGGUAUGGACAGUGGAAGUGAAAUAAAAUUUGAUGGUCAAGGAGAGCAAAAUCCAGAAUGAUUUCCAGGCGACAUUGUUUUUUCCCUUACUCCCCCCCCUUUAAAUUGGAACAAAAAAUUUUGUUCCAAUUUUAAGGAGGGUUAAGAAAAUUUUUUUAAAAAAUAAAAUCAAUAUAAAAUUUUUUUAUAAAAAACAGUGGAAAUUUUACCUAUAUUUUGUUCUAAUUUAAAGGGGGGGGAGUUAGAGUAAAAAAUCAUUACAGAUUUGAAAGACAAGGGAACGACUUGCAUGCUACAGUCAGACUUACACUGAGAGAGUCUUUAUUAGGAUACAGCAAGGAGAUCACUCACUUAGAUGGACAUAUUGUGAAGAUUGAGAACGAAGGAAUCACACAGCCACAAUCAGAGAAAAUCAUAGAAGAUGAAGGAAUGCCCACGACGGAGAUGAAUUCACACAGAGGGAAAUUGAUAGUUAAAUUUGUGGUAGAUUAUCCAGAACAGUUAACGACUGAGCAGCAAAACCUUAUCAAGCAGCUCCUACCCGCUAAUUAA